This is a messenger RNA of Anopheles cruzii, 627 nucleotides long. RefSeq names its product signal transducer and transcription activator-like. The transcript is spliced from 2 exons. Lineage: Eukaryota; Metazoa; Arthropoda; Insecta; Diptera; Culicidae. The record is from RefSeq and is a predicted model, not a curated record. Gene Ontology annotation, molecular function: DNA-binding transcription factor activity, RNA polymerase II-specific; RNA polymerase II cis-regulatory region sequence-specific DNA binding. Bases 1 to 627 code for a protein of 208 amino acids. Gene Ontology annotation, biological process: regulation of cell population proliferation; cell surface receptor signaling pathway via JAK-STAT; defense response.
AUGUUCCGUGACUCCACUGGUCGUUCGCUAAACCCGGAAAACUUGCACUCUCUCUGCGAGAAAGCAUUCAACACCAGCUUCCCCUUUCCGGCACCGAACGAUCUCACUAUCACGAGGACACAAUUCUGUAAGGACAAACUUCCGGAUCGUACUUUCACGUUCUGGGAAUGGUUUUAUGCAGCCAUGAAGCUAACGCGCAGACAUUUCAACCGCCCGUGGAACGAUGGUAACAUCAUUCGGUUCAUCUCCAAAGCACAAGCUGAGAGCCACCUAGUGAACCAUUAUCCUGGCACGUUCCUGUUGCGAUUUACCGAUUGUGAGCUCGGCAGUAUUAGUAUCGCGUGGGUCCAUAAGCUCUACGAAGACCGGUCGGAGAUUCUACACCUUCAACCAUUAACCGCGAAAGAUUUGGAUAUUCGUUCAUUGUCCGAUCGUAUCGGUGACAUCGAUAAUUUCUCCUAUCUGUUUCCGAAUAAUACACCUAAACACGAAGUCUUCGACAGUUCUAAAGUUCCGGACCAGACUCCAAGGAACAAGAGCUACGUCGCGUCAAGGAUCCGCGCAGUGCUUGACCUUGAGCAACAAUCGGAUGAGGAGCAUUCCGAACACACCGACGCAGGACAGUAA